Sycon ciliatum is the source of this 1657-nucleotide messenger RNA. RefSeq lists its product as uncharacterized. Gene Ontology annotation, biological process: protein ubiquitination. Gene Ontology annotation, molecular function: ubiquitin-protein transferase activity. The record is from RefSeq and is a predicted model, not a curated record. Bases 287 to 1156 code for a protein of 289 amino acids. Gene Ontology annotation, cellular component: nucleus. The transcript has a single exon. Lineage: Eukaryota; Metazoa; Porifera; Calcarea; Leucosolenida; Sycettidae.
UCAAACUUUCAACGUGCAAGCAAACAUCUUUCGAGGGCAAACAGCUCCGAGGGGCCUGAAAUCGUUGUGCAGGUUGACAUGGUUGAAGGUGUACCUAGUUUGUGCCUGAUGAAACCUGACGUGUGUUUAGAAUCUUCAGACGUAUAAAUGCUGUAGGUGUGUACAUAAUCAUUGCUUCCAUUGCAUGUCGUCGUAAAUGCUGGUGUGUUCCCACUUGAUAUCGCGGAGAGACAAGUGAGCGUUCAUAUCCAACUAAUGAAUUUGGAGAUCUACUGUCUGCUAAAAGAUGUCAUUCGUGUUAGUAUUAAUCGUACUGGCAGUGACAUACGCCAUCUGGAAGAUGACGGAGGGGAAGAAAGCUGGUGUAGGAAGAAGAUCUGGUGGAUCAAGCAAAUACCAUCCUGCCCUUUGCAAUCCGGAUAGGUUCAAGACCACUGAGGAGGUCACACAAGCACUGCGCACUGCUGGCUUAGAGAGCAGCAACUUGAUAGUGGCCGUGGAUUUCACUAGGAGUAACUUACAGCAAGGAGAGAGGACAUUUGGCAACAGAUCCUUGCAUCACAUUGAUCCAAUCAUCAGCAAUCCAUAUCAGAAAGUCAUGUCACUGGUGUGUCAAACACUGGCACCGUUCGAUGAGGAUAACCUUAUCCCAGCGUAUGGAUUUGGUGACAUCGUUACUAAAGACCGCGCUGUGUUCUCUUUCAACCCUGGGGAGCAGCCAUGCCAUGGUACGCAGCAGGUUUUGGAACGCUACUCCCAAAUCGUACCACAGACACAACUGAGUGGUCCAACCAGCUUUGCUCCAGCUAUCGACAAAGCGGUCGAAAUUGUGAAACACCACCGCUCCUAUCAUAUUCUCGUCAUCAUUGCUGAUGGGCAAGUGACUAGUGAGAAGGCAACACGUGAUGCUAUAGUCCGUGCUGCUAACUAUCCACUAAGUAUUGUUGUUGUCGGUGUGGGAGAUGGUCCUUGGGACAUGAUGAAGGAGUUUGAUGAUUCCAUUCCGGCAAGAAAGUUUGACAACUUCCAGUUUGUGGACUUCCAUCGGUCCGUGAGUGGUUCAGAUUUUCCCGAUGCAUCCUUUUCGCGUCAUGCUCUGAUGGAGAUUCCAGAUCAAUUCACUGCCAUCCGCCAACUUGGUUUACUGGAUUUUUAGACCCACAGAUCUGUAGACUUCUUUUCCCUUCAUAGGCACAUCUUGACUUCUACGGAUUUGUCGUCUUGUCGUUAGUUAGCCAGUUAGCAAUAUUUUUUGCUGUUUAGCAUGGGUAUAGCUGUGUUAGUCAACCGAAUUUCCCCAGAGGUUUAGCAGUUUAUUGAGGUAUUGUAGGGAAUAACAGGUAGGAAUUUUGAGUGUUUAUGUUGUGCUCAUCUACAUUUAGUCAUUCUCGUCACAUGUACCGGUAUACAGAACUUGCUACCGAGAACAUGUUUCUGAGAUAAUCGUGCCUAUAAAUUACUGCUAUCCACUGUGAAUAUAAUUUGAUAGGCUAUAUACAAUUUUGACAAGCUCAGAUAUCGCAGUAACACAUUUUUUUAUGGGCAACCCGCCAAGUUUUCCAUAACGCGUAUUUUAAUACAAACAAAUCGUUUUAUUAUAUAAUGUCUUCAUGCAUGUAUCAAAGCAGAAAGUAGUAAAGUAAUCUUCCCGAACGUA